This is a messenger RNA of Uranotaenia lowii, 2192 nucleotides long. RefSeq lists its product as uncharacterized. Lineage: Eukaryota; Metazoa; Arthropoda; Insecta; Diptera; Culicidae. The record is from RefSeq and is a predicted model, not a curated record. The coding region runs from base 174 to 2192 and encodes 672 amino acids. The transcript is spliced from 5 exons. Gene Ontology annotation, biological process: iron ion transport. Gene Ontology annotation, molecular function: copper ion binding; oxidoreductase activity. Gene Ontology annotation, cellular component: plasma membrane.
UCGCUUGAUAGUAGUGUACGAUUCCAUAGAUAAAAGGGUUCUGGUGCAUGGUCAGUUUUCCGUCAUAACUAGACCAGGAACCGAAGCGAAUUGUGAUAAGAUUUAACAUCUCUCUCUUGCCUUCCGUUUUCAUCUCGAGAAAUAGUUACUGUGUUAUUAUAAAAUAGGUAAAAAUGAAAUCAAUUUAUGAAGUUACACCGGUGCUGCUAAGUGUGUUCAUGAUAACGCAAGUGACAAAUGCAAAUGAAAUUGAAACUAGAAUAAGCCAGCUAUUACGGAAUCAAUCUUCUCCGAUAGAUUUGGAUGCAUUUCCGGGAGAAUCAUGUCUGAGAAGCUGUAAAGACACUCGACCUAGAGUUUGCUACUUUAAGUGGACACUGGAACAUUACCACGUUAUGGGACCAGCCUGCAAGCAGUGUGCCCGAGGCAACCACACCGACUGUUACCACCACUCAUGCGUCACUGCCGACGGCGUGGAACGGGGCAUAAUGUCCAUCAACCGGCAGGUUCCGGGACCAUCGAUACAGGUCUGCAAGGACGAUCUGAUUGUGGUGGAUAUAACUAAUGCCAUGGGAGGCACGGCUGCAUCAAUUCACUGGCACGGAUUACACCAACGGGACACACCCUACAUGGACGGGGUCCCAUUCAUAACGCAGUGUCCGAUCGAGUUCUCUAGCACCUUCCGGUAUGGCUUCUGGGCCACCGAACCGGGCACUCAAUUCUACCACUCACAUGCCGGCCAUCACAAGGUGAAUGGACACUACGGUGCAAUGAUCAUCCGGCAACCGGAAGUGAACGAUCCCAAUGCUGAUCGGUACGAUUUUGACCAUCCGGAUCACACCCUCCUCGCGUCCGAUUGGAUGCAUGUCGAUGGGGAAAUGUUCAUGCCCGGCCUUCCCUCGGCCGAUGGCAUUAUGCCCGAAAGUCUGCUCAUCAAUGGGAAGGGUCGAAUCCUGGAUGAGGAUACCAAACUCCCAACCCAGGCACCACUGGAAGUGUUUCGGGUGGUCAAGGGAGGUCGCUAUCGGUUCCGUUUCAUCAAUGCCGCCAGUCACGUGUGCCCACUGGAAUUGCAAAUCGCCAACCACACGCUCGAGAUAAUUGCGAGCGAUUCCUUCAAUCUGCAACCAAUCACGGUGAACACCCUGGUGACGACGUCUGGCGAACGAUACGAUUUUGUCCUGAAUGCGAACCAACCGACUGGCGACUACUGGAUCCGUCUGAGAGCGACAGGGCCAUGCGAAAUCCGAGAGCUGUCUCAGUUGGCUGUGCUUUCCUAUCGAAGUUGGUCCGUUCCGGAGGAGGAAAUUGCCUUCCCACCGGCCUCAUCGGCAGAGGACACUAUGGACUAUCAUGAGUCGCUGUUCGAAAACACCACUUACGCAAAUCAUCCCAAUACAACAUGUGGUUCGUCCAGGCCGGAUGUUUGCAUUACGGACUUCCAAGCGUAUGAGACCGAUGAAAGUGUAGUAAGCGGAACCCCGGAUCAUGAAUUCUUCCUGGGAUUUAGAAACACUCCUUUGCCAUUUGAUAUUGCUUUCGCUGAAAACAGUCACGAGCACUUUAUGAACAUUCGUAACAACAUCAUACUGCAGGGAGUAAUCAACAAUCUAAGUUUCACAUAUCCGCCUUUCUCGUUGCUCACCCAGACGGAACUCAUCGAUGAGAGUAUGUUUUGUGACAUUCACAAUCGUCCUGAACGAUGCUCAGACCAAACGUUAUGUACAUGCAUCCAUCGGCUCAAAAUUGAGCUUAAUUCACUGGUUGAACUCAACAUCCUGGAUUUAACGCCGGAAAUCAACGAUUUGAACCAUCCUUUUCACCUGCACGGCUACCCAAUGUACGUUAUGGAGAUGUACCAAAACCGUUCCCAAGCCAUCACAAUACCGCAAGCUGUAAGACGGGCACGCGUAAGAUCGCUGCUGCCACGUGUCCGAACAGGCGACCUGAAACAGUUCCCUGCGGUCAAGGACACAGUCUCGGUUCCGAGCAAAGGAUACACCCGGCUAAGGUUCCGAGCCGAUAAUCCUGGCUUCUGGCUGAUGCACUGUCACUACGAAUGGCACACGGCCGUGGGAAUGGUUCUGGUUCUGCAGGUCGGCGAACAUGAAGAUUUCGUAAAAGCGCCUCCCAAUUUCCCCACCUGCAACAAAUACACGCCGGACGUUGACAAAAGCUUAUUUGGUCUGUGA